This is a messenger RNA of Gossypium arboreum, 3101 nucleotides long. Its product is annotated as putative disease resistance protein At1g50180. The coding region runs from base 157 to 2991 and encodes 944 amino acids. The transcript has a single exon. The record is from RefSeq and is a predicted model, not a curated record. Gene Ontology annotation, biological process: defense response to other organism. NCBI's taxonomy places the organism in Eukaryota, Viridiplantae, Streptophyta, Magnoliopsida, Malvales, Malvaceae. Gene Ontology annotation, molecular function: ADP binding.
AAUAAUAAUAAUAAGAAGAAAAUAAUUACCAACCUCGCCCCGAAAACAGCUCUUCAAAACUUCUGAUACAGAGAGAUACUUCUCCACUAAUACAUCAAAUAUUCUACUAAUACUUGCCGACCUGUUUGUGGAAUCUGUUCUGAACCAGGAGGAGAAAUGGCAGAGGCUAUUGUGUCCUUAGCUAUUGAAAGAAUUUUAGAUUUACUCAUCCAUGAAGCUGUUUUCCUCAAAGAUGUAAAAGAUCAAGUUGAGAGCCUAAACGCUGAACUUAAGCGAAUGCAGUGUUUCUUGAAGGACGCGGAUCGCAAGCUUGAACAAGAUGCGCGUUUCCAGAAUCGGGUGUCGGAAAUCAGAGAUCUUGCUUAUGAUGCUGAAGAUGUCAUCGACUCUUUUAUUCUUAAAGCAGCACAUCAACGAGGUUUUCAUGGGAUUGUCAAGAGAUUCACCUCCAUUUUCACCAAACCUUCUCAUCUGCACAAAAUCGGGGUGCAGGUCAAAGCAAUCCAGACCAAGCUCCAAAAUAUUUCCAAGAAUCUUCCAGCUUAUGAGAUAUCCGGUGAUGGAGAAGGCUCUAGCUCAAUUAUCAAGGUGCAGCAACGGUUAAGGACAUACUCACAUGUCGAGGAAGAGGACGUUGUUAGCUUGGAGGUUAGCACGAAGGAUGUCAUGACCAUGUUGAUGACUGAAGAAGAUAGACUCCAUGCCGUCGUUUCCAUAGUCGGCAUGGGGGGCAUCGGUAAGACUACUCUUGCCAGAAAAGUAUAUAAUCAUGUUGAGGUUAGACACCAUUUUGAUUGCUUGGCUUGGGUUUAUAUAUCUCAACAAUGUAAGCCUAGAGAAGUUUUGCUUAGUGUCUUGAUGGAAGUUCUCUCUCCUUCUAAAGAUGAAAGAGAGCUAAUUGAGAAACUGGACGAGAAUGAGCUGUGGAAAAGGUUUUUUGAUGCUUUGAAAGAAAAGCGGAAUUUGGUAGUCCUCGAUGAUAUCUGGAGAGGCGGGGAUUGGGAUAUUCUUAAACCUGCUUUUCCACGAGGAAGAAUGGGAAGCAAAAUAUUGUUCACUACACGCAACAGGAAUGUGGCUUUACAUGCCGAUCCCUGCAACACUCCCAUGGAGCUCUCACCUCUUACAGAUGAUGAAAGUUGGAUUCUUUUGAGUAGGAAAGCAUUCCCCCUAAACAAGACAGACUCUCAUAUCCGCUCUGAAGAAUUUGAGAAACUCGGAAGAGAGAUGGUGAAAAAAUGCGGAGGUCUACCUUUAGCGAUUAUUGUCUUGGGAAGCUUGCUAGCAAGAAAACAAUCAUUGGACGACUGGGAGAAGGUUAACAGAAACUUUUUCUAUGGAAACUUAAAAGGGCUCCAACAACUUGAUCAUCAAUAUGGUGCAGUGAACAGGAUUUUGGUUUUAAGCUACAAUGAUUUGCCUUAUCAGUUAAAACCAUGCUUUCUGUAUCUUCCUCAUUAUCCAGAAGAUUGGGAGAUAUCGAAAAAAGAGCUCAUUCGAUUAUGGAUCGCUGAAGGUUUCAUUUCACCAUUAUUGGGAAGCGAAGAAAUCUUGAUGGAGGAUGUAGGCGAACAAUUCCUAGAAGAGCUUAUAGAUAGAAGCUUGGUUCAAGUUUGGAGACGAGACUAUACCGGGACAAAAGUGAAAACAUGCCGAAUACAUGAUCUCUUGAGAAACUUGUGCGUGGAGAAAGCAGAAGAGGAGAAUUUCUUAAAAUUUAUUCAACCUUCAUUAAUUGAAAACUCUGAAAAUUCUCUCGAUGUGACCUUGGUAACAUCUAUGCCACGAAGAAUUGCUAUACAUCCUGGCAAAAGGGACGUCCAUUUAAAAGGUGAGCAUCCAAAAUUACGUUCUUUGUUGCUGAAGGGAUGGAUGAUGAGUUUCCAUUUUCCAAAUUUUAGUAACUUUAAACUUUUAAGAGUGUUGAAACUUUCGAGGAAUGUUAGGGAGUGGCAUGUGUCAGGUGAAAUUGGUAAUCUCCAUCAUUUGAGGUAUUUGAGAUUAGAAUGCACUGGGGAAAUGAUCUUGCCAUGUGCUAUUGGAAAGUUGAAGAAUUUACACACUUUGCACCUCCAAUGCCGUAGUGUCAGUGUUCCAGAUGGUGUAUUCAAAUUAGAACGCAUAAGGCAAUUUGUGAUAAAAGUGGGAUCGGUCCUAAAUAUCAAAAGUGGUUUUCUUUUGUGGCGAAGCUUUUCAUUAAAAAAUAUUGAAACUCUGAAGUACAUGUUGGUGGACAAGAAGUUGGUUGAAAAUAAUGAGGUGCUUAAGUUGACUCAUGUUCAGUGUUUAGGAAUAAUAUUUAAGAGUUCAAAAGAUGUUAAGUCUAUCCUACUAUUGAUGAUCAAAUUGGAUCGCCUUAGGUCAUUGUCUAUGAAUUUGUUUGUUGAAAAGUCGAGCUCAUUUUCAUAUCUAGACUUAGAACCUCUUUUUCAGUUUGGUCACCUUUCCGAAUUGAAAUUAGUAGGGCAUUUAAAAGAAGAUCCACAUCAAAGCCAUCAUGUUUUGAAAUUUCUUCCCCGAAGUAUUGUCAAAUUAACUUUACAAUGCUCUACGAUGACUCAAGAUCCAAUGGAAGUGUUGGAAAAUCUGCCUUGUUUGACAAUUCUUAAUUUAUUGAGUUUUGCAUAUGAGGGGAGAAAAAUGGUUUGCUCUGCGAAUGGCUUUUGUCAACUUGACAUUUUUUGUAUAAAUAAAGCAACAAAUUUAGAAGAGUGGGAGAUACAAGAAGGGGCAAUGCCACGUCUCCGAAAUUUGUUUUUGAGCCUGAAUUUUAAACUAGAAAUAUUGCCAGAAGGAUUGAAGUAUAUUAUUACUCUCCAAAAAUUGAUAUUAAGAGUAAUGCCUUCAUCAUUGACAAAAAGGAUUCAAGUGAAAGGUGGAAAAGAAGGAGAGGAUUUCUAUAAAGUGCGCCACAUACCUUCCAUCCAAAUAUCAGAGAGGAUAACAGGUAAGGGUUACUUUUACGUUAAUUCAGAGAUUACUUAUUUGUAAUAUUUUUCUCUCUUAAUUAUCAAACUUUAAAACUGGAUCCUUUGCAUAUCUAUGGCAGAUGAUGUGAAUAAUCAACUAUAUAUCAAUUCAAGUGCUAAUUUAGUGUUUAA